AAGGUUUCAAACAUAGCGGAGUUAAUGUACUUCAAAGUGAGUGACGUAACGCUUUUUGAUGUUGUGAGCGUAGACCUUACCUUGAAGUUUUGGUUUUAAACGCGGAAGCAUGUUUUCUAUUAGAAUGGACUUGCUCUUCUAUUACAUAAUAUCAGCUGCACUAGUAAUUUCAUCAGUGCGUGCCUGCGGCUAUCCUGGAUCUCCGGCUCAUGCCAGCAUUGCAUUCUCCUCCGAGGUCAUCGGCCCUGGUACAGUGGCAACAUAUACCUGCGAUAGUGGAUUUGAACUAUUAGGACCUGCUCGUCGAGUGUGUGCCGCCAACGGCACUUGGAUACCGCUAGGCAUUCCUUUCUGUGUUUUGAAUGUUGCCGUGGGAAAGGCGCCAAUGCAGUCAAGCCUUGCUGGUAGCGGAAUUCCUCAGAAGGCUAUUGAUGGAAGUACAAGUACAUUCUUCAAUCCAGAUACUUGCAGUAUGACACAAACUGAACGUUCACCGUGGUGGUAUGUUAAUUUGUUGGAGCCAUACAUGGUUCAACUGGUUAGGCUCGACUUUGGAACUGCCUGCUGUUCCAAUAACAGACCAGCAACUAUUGUUGUUCGAGUUGGCAAUAACAGACCUGAUUUAGGCGUGAAUCCCAUAUGCAACAAAUACACUGGUUACAUAGAGGAAGGACGUCCGCUGUUUCUGCCAUGCACUACUGCAAUGCCAGGCGCAUUCGUCAGCGUGUACCUGGAAGAUCCUCCUUCUAACCCAUUAUCAAUUUGUGAAGCUUUUGUCUACACGGACCAAGCUUUGCCCAUUGAACGGUGCCCAUCAUUCCGAGAUCAGCCUCUUGGUAGUACUGCCACGUAUAAUGGAAAGUGUUAUAUCUUCUACAAUAAUCAGCCACGAAAUUUGCUGUCUGCAAGACGAUUUUGUGAAAUUCGCGGCGGAAAUUUGAUUGAUGAAACUAGUCCAGCACUCCAAGGAUUUUUGAGUUGGGAACUUUUCCGAAGACAUCGCAAUGAUCCUAACGGACAGUACUGGCUGGGAGCUGUAAGAGAUCCCAGAGAUCCGAAUAACUGGAAAUGGAUUAAUGGACAAGAUGUGACUGUGUCCUUUUGGAAUGUUCCUGGAACAAAAGAAAAUUGCUCGAGAUUUGAUGGCUCCAAAGGAUGGCUAUGGUCUGAAACAAACUGCAAUUUAAAUUUGAAUUUCAUAUGCCAGCAUAAGCCUGCUACAUGUGGUAAACCAGAAAGGCCAGCCAACUCUACGAUAAUUGCAAGGAAUUUUGAUAUAAGCUCUGUUAUCGAGUAUAGAUGCAACCCAGGACAUUUACUAGUUGGACCCAACAUUAGAACUUGCUUAGCAUCUGGCAUAUUUAGCGAAUUUCCACCGAAGUGCCGAUAUUUGGAAUGUGGCUCACCUGCACAAAUAGCUCAUGGUAGCUACAAACUGCUCAACGGUACACGACAUUAUCUUAGCACCGUACAAUAUACCUGUGACGAAGGCCAUGUUCUGGUUGGACGAGGUACACUUGUAUGCGAUGUCGACGAGAAGUGGAACGGACCUCCCCCGCGAUGUGAUCCGUUUUAUUGCCGUCAACCUCCUGCGAUUGCAAAUGGCCACUUCGUAAUGUCGUCCAAUACAACAGUGUUUGGAACUGUGACAAGAUAUUAUUGUGACGAGGAUUUUGUUAUGAAGGGAAAAGAUACUAUAACAUGUGUAGCUAGUGGAUACUGGGAUGGUGAGCCACCUGUAUGCAUAGCAAAAACAGAUAGUAAAACUUCAACAUUCUAUACUAAUACAGAAGAAAAUGUGCCUGUAUCUGAUGUACGACAAGUUUUCCCAUCGUUCGCAUCUCCUUCUUCCUCAUACAGCAGUACCCCUGAACCAUCACAAAUAGUAGAUUUUAAGCCAUCUGCUACACCUUCUGUGGUAACAUAUAUUCCAGGCAGCGGUUAUCCAUCAUAUACAGAAGAUACACUCUAUGGCACGAAGAUUUCAAACGAAACACUUCAACCUUCUCGAGUUAUACCUUCCAUUCACACUUUAAGCACCAGUACAUGGCCAAUCAAUAAUGCCUCAGAUAAGUUUCGACCUGCAUGGACACCUCCUCCACUGGAAAUAAUACCUGCAGAUGAUUUAGAAGACUCGUUUAAUUAUCUUGAAGAAUCUCCCAGCAACAGAAUACAAAAUUAUGAAGAAGCACCAAACAGAAUACCUCCACAUUUAUAUCCGACUCAACGACAGUCCUCUGAAAUUGUGCCAUCAUCUUCAUCAUCAGUAUCUCGGUACACACCAAUUACUACAGCCUCUGUAAGUACGCAGAAGACAACACAAGACACCCCAAUUAUUACAGCAAACGAUAAUCAAGGAAAUGAUAACAGCAUCUUCCAGAGGAAUGACAAAAAUGUUAAAUAUGGCCAUAAGCACGAUGGAAAAUCUUUGAAUAGUGCUCAGGCGAAGUUGAACAUGGGUGGUAUAAUUGCAUUAGGAGUGUUUGGAGGCUUUAUCUUGCUGGCAAUAACAGUAACGCUUAUCCUCAUCUUUGUCCGACGGACUCGAAGCCAGAGAACAUCUCGCCGGUCUCUGGACACUACAACCAUUACUACUUACGAUAGCAGUGGCAGUGGAGAACAUGGACUUCAUAAGUUUUACAAGAGGGCUUGGGAAAAUUUGCGCUAUGAUGGCAAAAGUUCAGGAUUCCCCUGCGGCUUCGAGCGACCACAUUCACCUGUAACUCGCCAGGAAACACUGGACCAUCCAGCCAUCCGUGGUAACGGCAGAGGGACCAUUGAAGGUUUCAGGGAAGCAAGUGAAAUUACUGUUAAUGAUGUUGCUGCGCUAUAUGCUCGUCCUGCUAAGCGGGAUAAGCAUGGCGGUAUGUCUCGUAGUCAUUCUCAUGAACAUUUACGGGAUGAUAGUCCCUCCAGCGAUAAAAAAGCUAUACGAGAAUGGUACAGUCAGCAGUUGGGUCAUCAUUCUAGAAGAGGAAUCUUUUAAUGUUGUAUAUGUAUAAUUUAUUAUGAAAUGUAAUUAAGAAAAAUACCAUACUCACACACAAAAAAUGUGCUCCUAAUACAUUCAAAAGAUUUCCUUUCUUACUAUAAGAAAUAUGCCCUUUCAUGCAAAUAUUAUAUUUCAUGUAAUUAUGUCUUUAUUUAAUAUUGCAAAACUACACAAAAAAUCACCAAUCAUCAUCGGCCAGAAAGAAAUGCAAAAUGAAAAUUAUAUUUUCUGCUAUUAGAUGUUACGAGACUAUUAUCCAUAAUCUGUAAGGUUAAAAAAUGGCUCAAAAUUAACAUAAAAAAUGUUAGUACUGAAUACUUUUAUAUAAGUUGCGUAUUUAAACUUAAAAUAGUUAGAACCUCACUUUUAUUUCUAAAACUUGUGUUACGUUAUGAAAAUCGACCUUGCGUGACCCAAAGUUUUCAUGCUGUGGUUAAUAAUUACUUGACUACAUGCAUAUUAUCACAAACAUGAACUACUCAUUAAUUUCGAAUGUAGGACGAAUUUCAUUCUAGACCUGAAGCCUUAAAUGUAGAAUGAGAAAAAGUUCAAAGUUGCACUGAAAUCUUAAUUUAUUUACUGAAUCUGAUGUCUUACCUUUGUUCAGUGUUUCCACUUGUUAAUCAUUCCUUCAUUGUUGCGAAAUUUCGCGCGUUUUUGUUAUUGUGUCUGUUAGUUGUGAAACUUUUAAGUGACUGUAGAUGAAUGUAAUUUUUUGUGAAUAUUAUACGAUUGACCAAAUAGAUAUGUUAAAAAAAGCUUUUAAAUAUGUAAGAACGUUUUAUUAACUUAUGCUAUAGUUACACAUACAUUACAAAUUGUUUUCCUCAUAAGAGUUCAUUAUUUAUUGCACCAUUUUGAGCAGAUUUAUAUUUCGAUGUGAAUAAAUGCCUUUACUGAAUGAAGUCAUUUUUUAUGUAUUCGAUCAAAACUAAUAUACUGUAAUAAACUAUUCGUGCCAUCAUGUGAGAAACGCUUACAGUUUAUAUGACUGUGAAUAAAUAUUUAUAUAAAUAAAUUACAUUCGUGUAAAUUAAUUUAUUAGGCAUUAAAAUGAAAUUUCAUUUCAUUAAAGGCAUUUAUAUUUUAAAUGUUUGGUUCAAUUUACAGUGAUCAUUCUUGCUUAUUUAAAACAUUUUAAUAAAUAAAGUAUUUAUGAAUUUA
This is a messenger RNA of Stegodyphus dumicola, 4156 nucleotides long. RefSeq names its product seizure 6-like protein 2. The record is from RefSeq and is a predicted model, not a curated record. NCBI's taxonomy places the organism in Eukaryota, Metazoa, Arthropoda, Arachnida, Araneae, Eresidae.